This is a messenger RNA of Didymodactylos carnosus, 507 nucleotides long. Lineage: Eukaryota; Metazoa; Rotifera; Eurotatoria; Philodinida; Philodinidae. The record is from the annotation of a GenBank genome assembly.
AUGCAAUCAAAUUCAAAUAUUACUUUUAGUAAAAAAACAAUAGCAACAUUAAAUGAAAUUAUAUUUCAACAAACAGUUAUUUUUUGUAAAGAUUUAGAUUCAUUUUCAAGUCAUGCUAAACGUAGCACAAUAAAUAUAGAUGAUGUUCGUCUGUUGUGUCGUCGUAAUCCAAAGUUAUUAGAAAAAUUAGAUGAGACGUAUGGAGAAUUAAAUAAAGGGAAAGACCCUACAACUACACUAAAAGGCCGUGGUAAAAAAAAAUUAAUUAUUAAAAAUGAAUCGGAAUCAGCAUCCGAAAAUGAAAAUAGUAAAACAACGUUAACAUUGUCGAGAGUAGCUACUACUACAUCAAAACAAUCAGCAACAUCAGCAAAAUUUGCCAAAAUUUUAAAAUUAGAUGAAACGACGGCGAAGAAGAAGCGACCACCACCAAUAAUAGAUGAUUUUGAUGAUAAUGACGAUCUGGUCGAUCGAAUUAGUAUUGUUUCAAGUGAUAUGGAUGAUUAG